Daucus carota subsp. sativus is the source of this 1559-nucleotide messenger RNA. Its product is annotated as ribosomal RNA small subunit methyltransferase, chloroplastic. Gene Ontology annotation, biological process: rRNA methylation. The coding region runs from base 123 to 1187 and encodes 354 amino acids. The transcript is spliced from 10 exons. Gene Ontology annotation, molecular function: rRNA (adenine-N6,N6-)-dimethyltransferase activity. NCBI's taxonomy places the organism in Eukaryota, Viridiplantae, Streptophyta, Magnoliopsida, Apiales, Apiaceae. The record is from RefSeq and is a predicted model, not a curated record.
AAGGUUAUAAGUAAUAAUUAUGUUUAAAUUUAAGUAAUUACAAUUAAUUAACUUAUUAUUCAGAUAAUGAUCGAUGAAUUUAUGAAGUCGAACACAACUAAUCAGUUUGAUUCUCGAACACAAUGUCAACUACCAUGAACACUUCACCACCACUGUCUACCUCUUUUAUCUACACUGCAAAACACAAUUUAUCUUCACCUCCAUCACAACACAACACUUACACUAGAACAAAAACAAAAACAUGUGUUUUAGUUAAAGCAAGAGCUGAAGCAAAACCCAGAAGCCAAGAAGAUGAUUACCACGGAACUCUCAAGGCCCUCAAUUCCAAAGGCCGUAAGCCUCGGAAAUCUCUUGGCCAGCAUUAUAUGUUGAAUUCUUCUAUAAAUGAGCAACUUGUAGCUGCAGCUGAUGUGAAGGAGGGAGAUGUGGUUCUUGAAAUUGGGCCUGGGACUGGCUCUCUUACGAAUGUUCUUGUUGAUUGUGGUGCCACUGUUCUUGCUAUCGAAAAGGACCCUUACAUGGCUGAAAUUGUGAGAGAAAGGUUUGCGAGUGUUGACACUGUCAAGGUUUUGCAAGAAGAUUUUACAAGAUGUCAUGUUCGCUCCCAUUUGUUACCUUAUCUGGAAGGUAAUUCAUUGAAUAGAAGUUCACAACAUGCUAAGGUAGUCUCUAAUCUUCCAUUUAAUAUCAGUACAGAUGUAAUCAAGCUUCUUCUUCCGAUGGGAGAUAUUUUCUCAGAAGUUGUUCUUUUGCUCCAGGAGGAAGCAGCUUUGCGUCUGGUGGAUCCAUCUUUGCGAACAUCUGAAUAUCGACCUAUAAACAUUUUCAUCAAUUAUUAUUCAGAUCCUGAGUACAAGCUCAACGUUCCAAGGACAAACUUUUUUCCUCAGCCGAAAGUUGAUGCAGCAAUAGUUGCAUUCAGGUUGAAGCAAGCUGUAGACUACCCUACGGUUUCCUCAACAAAAAGCUUUUUCUCGAUGGUAAAUUCUGCAUUUAAUGGGAAACGAAAAAUGUUGAGGAAAUCACUCCAGCACAUAUGCUCGGCCUCUGAGAUUGAAGAAGCGCUAAAAAACAUUAACCUACCAGCAACAUCAAGGCCAGAAGAGCUGACAAUAGAAGAUUUUGUGAAUUUGCAUGCUGUGAUUGUCAAGAAUGACACCUUUGUCUACGAUGGACUUGAAGAUUAAUACCCUUGCAAACUUACCACUGUUUGGCUAGCAUGCAAAGACUAUGGCUCUCAACAUGGGAACUCAUAGUGAUCGUCUAUACAUAACUUGAGAUGCAGAUUCCGAAGCUGCAAGAGCACCGCAUCCUCUACGACACUAUUUACAGGAUAAUUCACGCCGGCAUAUAGUUGGGAUGGGAUUCGAUCAACAGAGUUAAUUUGGAAUCACAACCCUGUUAGCAGAGAACUUCACAUAGAGAAAACGACACACGUUUCUGCUUGCAAGAUGGGAUUUUCAACAUGUAUUCUUGGUAAUCCUAUAAUGAAUUAAAAUGUAUUAACCUUGUUGUUGUGACAUUUGAUAAUUAUAAGACGCCAAAAUGUAUUUGGAACA